This is a messenger RNA of Saccostrea cuccullata (small rock oyster), 1491 nucleotides long. RefSeq lists its product as uncharacterized. The record is from RefSeq and is a predicted model, not a curated record. NCBI's taxonomy places the organism in Eukaryota, Metazoa, Mollusca, Bivalvia, Ostreida, Ostreidae. Bases 1 to 1491 code for a protein of 496 amino acids. The transcript is spliced from 3 exons.
AUGACAUGCAGGCGAGUAUACUACAGGAAUAAAGAACAAAAGAGCAAGCACCCAGAGAUUCCAGCUCCUGCUCCUAGUGUUUCAUCACCAAAGAACAUAUCUUUGCCUCUACAGUCUAUUGGAGGAAGUCAUUCCUGUUGCCUUGUGUGUAAACGGCGAGGACCUAAACUGAUUGUAGUCUCGGAGACAGUUCGAUUUAACUUUUUUGUCCAUUAUAAUUCUCUAAUACCACCAGGAUCAAGAUGUUGUCCAGUCCACAUUGACAGUGAUUCUUUUACAGAGGAGGCUUCAAAUCACAUGAAUAACUUCAGAAAGCAAACAGACGUCAACAGAAGUGAUAUUAUGCAUCUACUACAGAAAAUCAGGGAAAACUUAGUGCAAACUGGCAAUGAGAGAAUAAACUUUGACAGAUCAAUGAGUGAUUCUGAUGUAAGGAAUUUGACAGGACUGGAUAAAGUGUCAUUUCAAAAUCUGCUUUCUUAUUUAACUGUAGUUCGUGACACACCAGUUAGAAGCAAAAGAACAUGCUUAGGAUUUUUUCUCACAAAAAUGAAAACUGGAAUGUCUAACAAGCUUUUAUCAACCAUAUUCAAUAUUUCAAAGGAUUCUAUAAGACGAGCCAUAUCAUCAGUCAGAAAAAACUUGAGACAGACAUUUGUUCCUUCUAACAUUGGUUUCCAUCAUGUCACACGAGAACAAGUUAUCCAAGACCAUACCCGUCCGUUAGCCCAAACUCUUUUUGGAGAGCACUGUUUGCCAGCAAUUCUUGUCAUAGAUGGUACCUACCUUUACAUACAGAAAAGCAACCAGUUCUCCUUUCAGAGGAGGUCAUAUAGUCUACAUAAACACAGACCUCUAAUAGAAGCCAUGGUUUUUGUUACAACUACAGGGUAUUUUGUGCGUGUAAUGGGUCCCUAUUUGGCUGACAAUAGUAACAAUGAUGCAAAAAUCAUGCAGCAUAUCUUUGCUACUGACUCAGAAGAAAUACGACAAUGGAUGCAGGACGGAGAUGUCUUCAUAGUGGAUCGUGGUUUUCGCGAUUCCAUUACUACAUUGGAUGACAUUGGAAUCAGAACAGAAAUGCCUUCAUUUUUAGAAAAAGGCCAAAAGCAAUUAUCUACAGAAAACAGCAACACAUCUCGUCUCGUUACAAAAAUACGCUGGGUCGUAGAAUCAGCAAAUAGCAGGAUAAAAUCAUGGAAAUACUUUGAAAAAGUUAUUCCAAACACGCAAAUUCCAUUCAUUGCUGAUUAUAUACAAAUUAUAUGUGGACUGUGCAAUAAGUACUUGCCACCCUUGAGCAGUGGUUCACAAGAAGAAGAUGAAGCUGUUGGCUGCAAGAUGUUGCACUUGGCAAAAGAAAGCAAUGUUCUGAAGACACGAGUUGAAAAUGAGGGACUGGAUAAAGAUUGGACACAGUACCUAAAGGAUGCUAAGAACUUAUCUGAACCUGAAACUUCAGAUGAAAGUGAUGAGAAUGUUGAAGAAUGA